Falco peregrinus (peregrine falcon) is the source of this 5837-nucleotide messenger RNA. RefSeq names its product interferon gamma receptor 1 (gene IFNGR1). Bases 111 to 1427 code for a protein of 438 amino acids. Gene Ontology annotation, cellular component: membrane. Lineage: Eukaryota; Metazoa; Chordata; Aves; Falconiformes; Falconidae. Gene Ontology annotation, molecular function: cytokine receptor activity; cytokine binding. The record is from RefSeq and is a predicted model, not a curated record. The transcript has 7 exons.
CGCAGUGCGCAGGCGCCGCAGCGCCGCCGGGCCGAGGGGAUCGCGGUGCGGCGCGGGAGCACGAGCCGGAGCGGCCUCCGCGCGCUCGCCGCCAGCCGCCGCCGGGCGCUAUGCGGGUGCCGCUGGCCCUCCUGGCGCUCGCGGCGCUGCUGGCGCUCCGGCGGAGCGCGGCCUCCCGCGGGGAGCAGCGGUCUGCAGUGCCUUUACCAACACAGAUUGUAGUAACAUCUGAAAAUUUCAAAACCAUCUUAUAUUGGCAGUACCCACCUAUGUCUGAAACUCCUCGUUUUAUUGUGGAAAUCAAACCCUACAUUUUAGGUCACUAUAAGAUCAUCUCCACGUGCAUGAACAUUUCAGCUCAUUUUUGUGAUCUCUCAAGGGAAAUACGUGAGCCUUUUGCCUCUCACUGGCUUCGAGUUAAAGCUGUUGUUGGGUCACAACAGUCUGACUAUGUUGAGACGAGUGAAUUUAUUUUGAGAAAGCAUGGAAAAAUGGGACCACCAAAACUGAAUCUCUCAAGGCAUGACGAUAAAAUCAUAGUUGAUAUUUACCAUCCUGCAUUCCCAUCUGUGGAGCUUCUUCCUUGGAUUGAACAAGAGCUCACGUACUUGGUGACUUUUUGGGAUAGUAAAAAACAGGUUGAAGAAGUGUUCCCUGAAGACAACUGUACGGUGGAUAAAUGUAGCGUCAGCAUCCCAAUUCCUGCUGAAGGUUCCACUUACUGUGUUUCAGCAAAGGGAAAUUUUUAUGGUGGUCUGAUGGUUGGUGCCCCAUCAGACGAAAGCUGCAUUCAUGUUCCUCUCAAGCAGAUAUUGAGCAUACAAUAUAUCAACAUUCUGUUUGGUGUUAUUCCGAGCCUGAGUCUAAUGUUGAUAGUGUGUUGUGGCUACAAGAAACUAAGGAAGAAGAACAUAAAGCUGCCUAAGUCUUUGGUCAGUGUCAUAAGAAACCUGAACACAGACAGCAUUCUAGAAUCAAAACCAGACACAAAAUACAUAUCUGUAAUAAACUUCAUGCCAGGCCAGACGGUGCUUCCAGUGAACCAUGAAGUAACCUUGCUGGAGGUACAGCCAGAAGAAGAAACUGUUAGUCCUGAGAAUUCCGGUGAAGGAGCAUCUUCUGCUUUGGCUGAUGCCUCUGGGGGAAGAACAGAAGAGGUGUCUCUGCAGGAAAGCACAGAGGAGGUAUCUUCUGGUGAUGAACAGAAUCACAAAGUAAAAGAGAGUUAUUUCAUUUCUGACAGUACCCAAAUGGAUAUCUGCAGUAGUUCUUCAGGUCCAGAGAUUUCUACCACAGAAAUGCCACAAACAGUUAUUCCAAGCAGCUGUCUCAAGUUUUCUGGCUAUGACAAGCCUCAUGUUCCAUUAGAUAUGCUGAUAGAUGUUGGUGAAGAGCAGCCUGUGAUUGCUUACAGGCCAACUGACUAACUAGGAUAUCUGAAGUAUUUAACUAGAACUCAGGAAGAACAGCAUUACUGAAGGUUAUGGAAGGUCUGGGUUAUGUUACGGAUGUCUGCAAGUUGUGCUUGUUGUGGUCCAACCAGAGUAACCAGUACACAACGUGAUACAGUGGGAUCCUGAAAUAGGACUGAAACUAGUGCCUGAGAACACUGCAAAGUGAGGGGAUGUUUCGUAACAACCACUUUCAGAAGUGUUUGUGUAUAGGACAUAACUCACUAUUUCCUACUGAAAUAGCGCUCUGAUUUUUUAACUGUACUCUAUGGAGAACAGACUUCAGGAAGGAGUAUAAAACAGCAGCUGUGUCACUAUUACCUUCUGUUUCAAAUCCUUUUCAAAAUUAAUUCAAUGAACAUAAUGCUUAAGAAAUCCUUCACUUGGUUACAAGAGAGAUGCACAAGAAAUAUGUGAGAGUUUUUGCCUUUAUUAAAGGUAUUACAUUGCUUGUCUUUUUGAGUAUUUUUGUAUUAAAAUGCUACUAUUUCUUUUAAGUAAGGAUAUACCUAUAACCUUUUCUUGUGUAUCUUAAGAAUUUAAUUUUAUGCCCAAGAACCAGUUAUUAAUAGUCUUUUUUGCAAUUAGAAGUAUGUACUUCUAGGAUGGUUGCUUUGUACAUUUCAGUGAGUAAACAAUACUUUUUCUUUUGUAAGUCCUGUGACUAAAAAAGCUAUUUUUGAAAGUGCUGUUAUUUGUGUAUAGCUGCAUAUAGUUUGGAUCACCUAGAUGCAUUGUGUAACCUGUCAUAUUCUGGAAAAUUCCUGUGUUAGCAUGCUAGUUGAUUGUCAUUGGGGGGGAAAAAAGGUGUGUAAUGGGUAGUUGCACAAAUUCUUCAGAAGAUGUUUUCAGAAUUCAAAAGCCUGCUUGCCUUCGGAGUAUUUCUAUCCUAAUUCUUACAGCAGUAUGAUUUUUUUUUAAAGAGAAAUCAACAGGACUUCUUCCUAACAUGUUUUCUAGCAGAUUGUGAAAAUGACUGCUGUUUUCAUCUUUUUAUGAUGUAACUUGGGAACUACAGCAGAUUACCUUCCUCUAAAAAUACACCUUAAGACAAUAGAAAAGUAGUGUGGUAAGUUACUGUCAUCCGGCGGCCCUGUGAAUUCUGUAGUGUGAGACUGUAGUUUUGAAAACUGAAGGAUGAGGAUUUUUUUAUAUUUAAAAAUUUUCAAGUCUAAUGCCUGCAGUCCAGUUAUUUCCCUUUGGUCAAGAUUUGAUAGGUAUUUUCUGUUUGUAAGAAGUGUUUACAGUAGUUCUUAAUGAAGCUUAGUUUGGAAAAAAAAAAAGUUGUUUUCAGACACAAGGUGGGGCAUUCAUACAAAAUUACGUCUUUGUUUUAAAAGCUAUUUUUAAAUGACGUUUUUGGAAAUGUUUGCAUGUUGUAGCAGGUGGUUUUAAAGCAAAACCAGUGUCACAGUACUUCUGUCCUCAUGUUUCUCAGUGGCAUGAAUAUUCCUAGGAUAAAGUUAAUUUAUACAAUUUUCUGGACUGUUUCCUUUCCUGCAGUUAUGGGACAUUAACCAUUGUGGUUAAUGUCCCAUAACUACGUACAUACUCAGUUCCUAAAGAUUUAAAGACAAUAGCUAUUUUCCCUUCUCUACUCACAGAAAUAUAACAGAUCAGUUAGCAGGGUUUUGGUAGUUUUAGGAAAAGCCAAAUUAAAUAGGUGAAUUUUUAUUGUUAUGAUGUAAUGGAAAGCCCAGCUAGGAAGAUUUCAGUAUGUUAGCUGGCUUUGAAAAAGUUACUGCUGGAUCUCACUACAUUUGAACAUAAUGCAGAGACAAAUCAAUGUUACUUGGUUUUUGGGUUAUUUGGGUUGAGUUCCUGAAGACAGUGCUGGUUAGGAUCCACUAGUGUGUAGAUAUCUCCAUUGCAGAAGUACAGAAAGUAACCCUCUUGAUGUUGCGAGAAAGCUCUGAAAAUCACAAUUAACUUGCACUUGAACCUUCAGCUAAACCAACUUUUCAUUUAAUGUUUUGCCACUGAAGCCUGCUUUCAGCAGUCUGUCUACUAAGGAGGGGAGCAGCUGUGUCCUGUGCAGAGCUUGAAGUUGAUGCCUUUUCUUUCAGACUUUCAGGUUUGUUGAUAAAUACAGAUUGCAAUAAGUGCCUCAAGACUAAAUGUCAGUUAAGUGUUUUGGCUCACAGGGGAGAAACAGGGUGUUAAAAACUGUGAGGUUACCUUAUUUUUUGGGAAGAAGUUUCUGAUCAGACAGUUUGCUGAGUAUCUUCUUUGCUACUACUCAGAGUAUUUAAUUUUAUUGUAAUUGAUAGCUUGUUUUCAAUUUGUCAGUUUUGUCCCCAAAAAAAUAUGUUGCUGUUAUCCAAGAAGAUCAGGAAUUUGCCAUAGUAGUCAUUCCAUUUGGUAUAUCUGCCUCAAAACUAUUUCAGAAGUAUGUAAUUUCUUGGAAAUUUAUAUAUAAAAUAUACAUUAAUAAAAUAGAUUUACGUUAUUAACAGUAUAUUAAAAUCCUGGCACUUUUAGGAAAAUUAUUAACUAGGACUUGGCCUCUUAAAUUUGUGUGAACAUAAGAGAUCACAAAGUGUUUUCUGUUCUGGAAGGUUUUCCUUUGCUGCCACAUUGGAAGAGGAAUGGUGGUUUUUUUGCCUAUGUCAGGGCAGAUAGAUGCAUUUUAAAACCAAGUGACACUCAUAUUUUUUUUCCCUUCCCCCUGCAAUACUACUGUAUUGUACGUUGUCCCAAAUCUUUCAAGUCGUGUGGAGUCUUCUGUGAGUAAAAGAGACCAGCCAGGUGCUAGGAUAUAAUUAAGGACAAGGAUGUUAAGAUUAAUCAGAAAUGACACUGAAAAUAUAUCACGAGCAUACGGGGAAAAUUUGGCAUGGGGCAGUUAGUUCCAGAGUAACAGUGCCCUUCCGUUAUAUGUAAGCUGAAAAUCAAGCACAGGAGUAUGAGUGCUUUGUGCUAUGCAACAGAUGCAUACACGUGAACAACUGACCUCUUGUAACUAUCACAAGGUUAAAUGUAUUUUUUAAUGAAAAUUUCUGAACUGUGAUUACAAAAGCCACUGAAUUGUUGCCUUCCCUGUGCAGGUUUGUUUUCUGUGUGCUCUGUACUUAGCAAGUAGCGGACAGCACAGGAAUAGUUUAGAUAUUUAAAUUGCUCAGGCCGGCUUGCAAGUUUUAUAAUUGUGAAAUAGAGAAGUUUAAGGGUGUGCAAAGCAUCGUAUUCUUCUGUUAGCUGUGACUAGCUGAACACGUGAGGCCACCGUGAGACCAGAACGUGUUCCCUGGGUUAGUAAGCUCUAUUUCCCCCAGCCUUUUUUCUAGCAGUUGCUAGUAGUGGUACCAAGAGAGAGCCUAAAAACAGGGCAGGUGCCUGAUGGUGUUUCUGCUAGGAUAUGACCCAGCAGCCUACAGUGUGAGGACUUCUUGGGACAGGGAACAUGGAAAUGCCUUUCUAGGUGCAGCUAGUUGGCCUUGGGUGAGCAGCUCUGUAAUACCAAAUACCUGUGCCAUGUGGUUUGGAAGCUGUCAGGUAGUAGUUAUCUAUGCAUUUUCACUUAACUACUAAAGUUUAAAUUUAUAAAUUAAUAUUCUUGCAAUGAAGUAGUAAUUUGCUUAAGCUUCUGGAUAUUCGUUAGCACCUUGACAUGGGAUAUCAAAGUGCCUGACACAGGUUCAAAAUCAGCUGGUAUUCAUCCCUUUGAUAGACAUAGCAGCUAUCCAGUAUGACGUGUAGAAAUUUUCAUCACUUCAGGCUGUUUCAGGUCGUUUUUAUUCUUGGCUGCUCAGCAUUCCUCCCUUCCUUUCUCCUAAAGAUGAUUUGGGAGAUGAUGGAAUGUAGGACUCCAAAACAAAAUAUAAAAAACCAAAAAAAAAAAAAAAAAAAGACUUAAAAAACCCCUAUAUCCUUUGUAAGAGAAAUUGCACCAGAAAACUUUGGCCUAAUCCCUGACAACAUUUCUAAGAGCUUCCUUAGUUCUUGUUUUUUCAUGGACAUUUUAACCUUUUAUUAUGAGAUCUGCAUUUAACAAUGAAGUAUUGUGGUAAAGCUGCGUGCUGGCACAGAAGCAUCAGAUGUUCUUGUUUUAUGAUUUUUCCACAUAAAUCUGUAAUGUAGUUUAAAAAAACCAUUCUUGUCAAAUCCACUGACAUCUGUGGAAACAAGACAUCUUGUAGUGUCCCGGUUACUUAGAACACACAUGCAUAUUUAUAUGUAGUCCUUCACUAGUUAAGAUUGCUGGACAUGAAACUUGCAUGAGAAGAGCUGUUUUUCUCAAGGCUGGAAAUAACUGGUUGCUCUGAAGUGGUGCCAUGUGAACAAUUUAGGAUUAGUAAAUAAGAACUAUUGUACUUAAUUCAAAUUAAUAGUUUCAGCAUGUCUUAAAAAAACAAAAAAAACCAAAAAACCAAAAAAUCAACCCACCCC